This is a messenger RNA of Anopheles coluzzii, 3951 nucleotides long. Its product is annotated as serine/threonine-protein kinase 32A. Gene Ontology annotation, molecular function: G protein-coupled receptor kinase activity; ATP binding; G protein-coupled receptor binding. Bases 2160 to 3533 code for a protein of 457 amino acids. Gene Ontology annotation, biological process: protein phosphorylation; G protein-coupled receptor signaling pathway; regulation of signal transduction. The record is from RefSeq and is a predicted model, not a curated record. NCBI's taxonomy places the organism in Eukaryota, Metazoa, Arthropoda, Insecta, Diptera, Culicidae. The transcript has 10 exons.
CCAGUAUGUAUCGUUAUGGUGCACAUUCCUACAUAAAUUCGUUUGAUGUUGAAAGCAUAAAAAUGCACCACACCAACCGGCUGGCCCUGGACCCGCCAUCCGUCAUUCUGCUAAUGCGGUUGUAAAUUAUUACUCAAUCCCAUGCCCCCUCCUUCCUCUCCCAGUCGGACUCCAAGACAUUGGUCAUCAAACGGCGAUUAGAUUAGCGAACGCAACGCUUCCGUUACGAUCUGUGAGAAGUGGUACACUUACGAAAGCAAAAAAGAACGCCAAAAACACACACUCACACUCGCCACUGCACCAGACACACACACAUACAUACACACACACACUCGUGCCUUGCUACAGAUGGCACGUUGGCUUCGGGUUUUACGGCACAACGACGACGACGAGGAUGAAAAAGACUAUACCGCCCGAACGUAGCCCGAAAGCGCACCCGAAGCGUGUCGUAAAAGCUCCACCGGUGGCGGGAAAUGACAGCCACUGCCAGUGUCGAGUCUCUGCUCGAGCUUACCAGUGUGCCGUGGCAAGUGUGCGCGACCAGUUCGAAACGCCGAAAGGUGGCUUCCCGCAAACGGCUAAAGCUUUACCGUACCCGCGUCAUCAGUUUGUAGCAGCAGCUCUCGUCAGCCGCACGGACAGUGGGUGCGUUUUGGGGCCGAACCGUGACGUGGGCAAUGGUUCGCACCCGGACGUAGUGUUUUUUUUUUUUUGCGCAGGGGAACGUGCUGCCUGGUGCGAAAGUGCGCUCUACGAUGCUCUUGUGCCGGCCGUUUGGUGCGAACCGCCUGCCGGUGCUGGGUCGCGUGUGUACGCCCGCUUCAACAAGUGGCUGCCGGCGGGACUGUACGACCGAGCAUUAGUGUGUAUGUGUCUGUGUGUGUGUGUGAGUUUUUGAAGUGAUCGAGGUGUGAUCGUGGCUGUGGAGUGCGUUUUUCUUCUUCGAAGUGAAGCACAAUCAAACUCACUUGUGACACUUGCAAUCAACCGAACGCGGCUGGAAGGGUGCAGGGAAGAAACAUUGCACAGGACGCGAACGUGCCGACGCACCACCGGCAGCGGAGGAGCAGCGAAAAGGGAGGAGGCGGAAAAAAUACGGCCACCAUCGGAAAGAAUGCAAAUUGAAUAAAACGAUAUCGACGGAUAACGGGCGGGUUUGGUUUUAGAGCGAAAGGAAAGGAAGGAAAAAAACCAAAGGGCAACACAAUGGACAGCCGGACCGCCGGCAGGUCGUACACAGCGCGGCCAACGUCAAGCAGCACAGGUGUAUGGGAGCAGGCAUUUCAGCGUAGGCACCACCGAUAGGAAGGGGGAGGGGGAAAGAGUGCGAGAAAGAGAGAAAAGCCGGUCGAAAUAUUCACAUUAGCUUCGUUUCGCGGCGACCCUCGGCGAACCGAAAUACUCGAUAGGUUUUUUUUUGCUGCUGUGGAUUGGUUGUUGUGCUUGUCGCUUUUCUCUUGCUCGUUGGCACGUUUUCGCAGUGUGGCAGUAUUUCAGAAGCUAUAAUUUGAGCCAUUUCUGGGAGGCACUGUGCGGGGUGGGUGAGGUGCAAAAAAAAACGCGAUGCACAAAAAUAUCGCAGACAGCAGCCGUAACCGCAACCGCAAACAGUCGUAGUCGAAUCGAUAAGCACCCAAUGGCGUAGAAGGGUUCCCUAUUUUUGAUUUUUUUUUGUUUUGUGCGCUAGAGCGCAUAGGUAGCAAAAAGAAGGCAAGCGUUGGGCGGAACAAAACAGGCAAAGCGAGUGGAGCGAUAAAAAUCAAGAGGUACCAAACCCAAACCCCCCGAAGCCCAGUGUCGUGGCGCGGAAUGGAUCGCUAAAUCGCGUGUGAUCGUGCGAUUAGUUGUGAGCUCAUCGGCUCGGCAGCGGGAAAGCGGACGAGCAGACGACGAACCUGCCUGCACACCGAUCGUGUGUGUACGAUAAAGCGCGACGCGCCAGGGACAUUUGUGUGCACGUACACGCGCGGGCUAGGGUGUGAUUAAUAUCUGUGACCUGCCAGGUCACCUGCGUCGUCAGCGGCACCAACGAGAGAGAGAGAGAGACGCACCUUUGCAAGCGGAGGGGCACACACAGCAGUGAAACAAACGAAAAAAUAACCUCCAGACGAAACACGAAACAACGCGUGACAGGACGAGGAGGAAACCCGGUUAACAACAUGGGUGUCAAUUCAUCGUCCCGACAGGAUGCGAGCUUUCUGUCGGAUGAAGACGUGAACUUCGACCACUUUCAAAUACUGCGCAACAUUGGCAAGGGCAGCUUCGGCAAGGUGUGCAUCGUGCAGAAGAAGGACAGUGGCAACCUGUUCGCGAUGAAGUACGUCAGUCGAAGCGUGUGCAUCGGCCGGGGGGCGCUCGGUGGCGUUCUGAAGGAGGUGGAGCUGCUCGCCUCCCUCGAGCAUCCCUUUCUCGUGAACCUGUGGUUCUCCUUCCAAGACGAGGAAGACCUGUUCAUGGUUUGUGAUUUGUUGGCCGGCGGUGACUUACGGUAUCAUUUGCAGCACCAGGUAGAAUUUUCGGAAGCCAGCGUGGGACUGCUGGUGUGCGAGCUUGGGUCGGCGCUGGAUUACCUACAGAAGCAGCGCGUUGUGCACAGGGACAUCAAACCGGACAACAUCCUGCUGGAUGAGGAAGGACACGCGCAUCUGACGGACUUUAACAUUGCCACGCGGCUACCACCGGACGGGCUCGCCUGCAGCAUGUCCGGCACCAAGCCGUACAUGGCCCCGGAAGUAUUUAUGUGUGCCUUAGAGGAAAUAGCCGGCUACAGCUACCCGGUCGACUGGUGGAGUCUCGGCGUGGUCGCUUAUGAGCUGCGGAGCGGCGUCCGGCCGUUCGUCGUCCACUCGUCCACGCCGCUCGCCGAGGUGAAAAACGUACUGAACACGCAGCCCCACUAUCCCCGCCACUGGAGCGACCACUUUGUCGAUCUGCUGUCCAAGCUGCUGAACGUGCAUCCGGGCGCGCGGAUCAGCACACUGAAGGAGCUGCACCUGACGAAGCUGCUGCGCGGCACGGACCUGGAGCGGGUGCUGGCGAAGCGCACCAACCCACCGUUCAAACCUUCCAAGGACCACCUGAACUGUGACCCGAGCCUCGAGCUGGAGGAGAUGAUCGUCGAGACGAAGCCGCUGCACAAGAAGAAGAAGCGGCUGGCGAAGCAGCGCUCCGUUCACCGGGAGAACAGCGACCAGCUGCACAGCCAGCUCGACACGCAGCUGCUGAAGGAGUUCCUGGUGUACAACCGGUACAAGGAGCUGAAGCGCAAAGCGAUGGAGGCGAAGGAGUCCGAAUGGCAGCAGGAGCUCGACCAGGCGAUGGCCAACUCGCACGUCUCGAGCCCGGCCGACCGGGCCCUGUCGCCGAUCAGCGAGCGCACCGAGCAGGCGUCCGGCGUGAGCAGCACGGCCGGCACGACCGAUGGGCCGGGCGAGCCGAUCCCGGUGCCGGGCGCCGCUGGGACCGCCGGCCGCACCCCGGACGGACCGAUCGACUACAUCGACCGGACGCCUUCGCCCAAGAGCAGCAUCUAGCAGCACCAGCAGCAGGGCGACGCGGCCUGCCACAUUAUCUGAGCCGCAGCAGGAGCCGCGGCUUUUGUGGCCCACACACACACACACACACACACACUCGCACAUUGACCCACUCCCUUUAAUUGGCUUGUGAUAUAAGGUACACCGCCCGGUUUGCCGCCGCCGCAGGAAGAGACUGACAUUCACCCCCACCGCUCGACAACUCGACGCACACACACACACACGCGUAAGGGAAUGCAGGAGGACGGGCGGCCGGUCUGCCGUCCGUUCCCUCACCCCCUCCCCAAAUGGGCAAGGCAAUCAUUUAUCAAACCGUGCUGCGACGGGCAGAAAAUGGAGCAGCGCACAAAACACGCAACCACUGCACACACUGUACAACUGUGUGCAUUUAGCUUGUAAGCGAAACGAAACGAAACGA